CAUUUACUCAAAACGUGUUAUACACUUGUCAAAAAAAAAAACAAUAUAAAUAAUAGAAAAUUUUUGGUUCUAAUGAUAUGGUUCUCUGGUUAAAGAUUGCCAAAUGAAGUUUCGACGCAAUCCACUCCCCAGUCGCCGAACCGACAUUUUAUGUUUCUUAACUGUGGCCGUAUUGAUACCCGCUGUGUUUCUAUUCGAUAUCAUAGUCCUGCUGCCGGAAAUACAUGAACCUGGCGGCUUUUUGCACACCUUCACUUUCCUAAUGGCCAUGUUUCUGUUGUUCAACAUCAAGGGCAACAUGUUGGCCUGCAUGAUGAUUGACACCAGCGUUGACCUUGAGCAUGUCAAGGCGCCGCCAGCUAGCGAGGCAGUGCGUCUGGGUUGGCGACAUUGCACUACGUGCGAUCGCUUGGCACCUCCCAGAUCGUGGCAUUGUAAGAUUUGUGGCGUUUGCAUUCUAAGACGCGAUCACCAUUGUUUUUUUAUGGGUUGUUGCAUUGGCCAGCAGAAUAUGCGGCAUUUUAUGUGCUUUACAUUCUACCUAUUCAUCGCAACGCUCUAUACGAUGGUCUAUGAAUUGUAUUAUGUAUUUGCGAGAUAUAUCGGGGAAUUGGCGCUUUUAAAUGCUAUAAGUAGACAGAUUUGGGAUGAAUUUGCAUGGUCUUUUAAUUGUUUUGAAAUCGCACUCAAAUUUACGGUGCUCCUCAAAUUGCUGUCGGCAAUUGGUGCUGGCAUAGCCUUGGGCUAUUUUGUGCCCCUUGUGCUACGUGGCGAGGUGACGGCCAACAAAGGAAAGCAGCACAAUUACAAUUGUGGUAUCUACAACAACCUGAAAAGUGUAUUUGGUCAGCGGAUGUACUUCGUCUGGAUAUCUCCUUUGCUUCGCAGCGAAUUGCCUGAUGACAGUUACAUUUUAAAAACCGACGACCCUGGGAAGAUUAAAUAACUUGAUCUCAUCUGAUUACUCGAUAUGUAAAAACACUCCAAAGAGCACGGCUAUAUCUGUUCCAUUAAAAAUAUAUAAUAUGAAAUCCAUCCACUCAGGUGAUAUGUUGGCUGUG
Molecule: messenger RNA, 1061 nt
Organism: Drosophila montana
Lineage: Eukaryota; Metazoa; Arthropoda; Insecta; Diptera; Drosophilidae
Product: probable palmitoyltransferase ZDHHC24
Exons: 2
Coding region: 104-946 (280 amino acids)
Molecular function (GO): palmitoyltransferase activity
Source: RefSeq, a predicted model, not a curated record